GCAUAAUGCUCCUAACCCCCCAGCUGCUACCCUGGCCACUUGCUCCCCGCGACAGACUGCGAACAGUUCGCGUUAUUAAUAAUUCAACCAACUCGACGCUUCCACGAGACCACGACCGGCUGAUCGCUCUGACCAGCCCAGACGCUAAUAACGCUAUACAACUGCCCUCAUUCUUAUUCAAUUUUAAAGGAACAUUAACCUCCUUUUGUGUCGCUGAUAUUGGGGAAUAAACCGACCAUCAGCAUUGAUAUUGGAACGUAGGCUAAGGCUAUCGCCUCAGCAGUCAGCAUUUUACGUGAGGAUUUUUCGACAGGUCUUUGUUGCUGAAGUGUAGGCAUUCUGGUAUCUCGGCAAUGCAAUAAUGAUUUUGAAGACGUCUCUUUCAUCUCGUACGCUUUGAGGAGGAGGAGGCGAGGGACCAGGGGACUCUCCGAUUGUGGAUCAAGAGUGAGAGAGAGGGAGAAGAGAGACGGUGGAGGAAGAGAUAGGGGUGUUGGUGUUAGUUUGGAUUCAUAUUUUGGAAACGGGAGCAGAGAGAGCUGUUAUUUUGAAGGGGGAGAAAAUACAUAAACAAAAACUUACUUUCAAUCUUAUCUCCGUCCACACAGUAUUUAGCCUAUUUGUGAGACGUUUGUUGGUGGUUCGGCGUCUCUCUCACGUCACUGAUUUGUUGCAGAACUUUCUUUCACCGCUCGGUGUUGAAGGCAGCAGGAUUUGGACUCAAACGUCUCCCGAACUUCUUGGGCCGACGACGAGCGUUGAAGAUGGAUGCAACUUGUGCUAACAAGUGAAAAGAAGAACCCAGAAUAACGACGAGAAGUGGGGAGGGAGGCUGCUGCUACGCUGUCUUUCCUUUCCAUUUCUCUCGCAGAAGAGAAGACUAACUUUUUCAAAUACCGUUUUCUGGGCCACAGGCCGACUUGUUUAAAGGACUUGUUUUUGCUUCCGGUAACAUCGAAGAAAAAACCGAGUCGCGCUCUCUCGCCCUCUUCGCUCCCUCACCCUCUCUCUCACUUUUUCUGGAAGCAGAACUUUUAAAGUAAAAUGGGUCUUUGAGAGAGUUGGCACAUCUCCCUGCGCUAUAAUGGCCACUGACACGUACCUGGUGAAUGAAGAUCCUUCCAGAGGCCCCGGGAUGCCCGAGUGUUUUCUAGUGUCUGAUUCCUACAGGGAUGAAUUCCACCCGUUCAUCGAGGCCCUGCUGCCCCACGUCCGAGCAUUCUCCUACACAUGGUUCAACCUGCAGGCCCGCAAGCGCAAGUACUUCAAGAAGCACGAGAAGAAGAUGUCCAAGGAGGAAGAGCGCGCAGUCAAAGACGAACUGCUGGGAGAAAAAUCUGAGAUCAAACAGAAAUGGGCGUCGAGACUCCUUGCCAAGCUCCGCAAGGACAUCCGGCCAGAGUUCCGGGAGGACUUUGUCCUCACCAUCACAGGGAAGAAAGCCCCCUGCUGCGUGCUCUCCAACCCCGACCAGAAGGGCAAGAUCAGGAGGAUCGACUGUCUCCGCCAGGCUGACAAGGUGUGGAGGCUGGACCUGGUGAUGGUCAUCCUAUUCAAGGGAAGCCCCCUGGAGAGUACGGACGGAGAGCGGCUGGCCAAGUCGCCCCAGUGCUCCAAUCACGGCCUGUGUGUCCAGCCGCAUCACAUCGGGGUCUCCGUCAAAGAGCUGGAUCUCUACCUGGCCUACUUUGUCCAGGCACCAGAAUCUGGACAAUCAGACAGCUCCAGCCAACAAGGAGACACAGACAUCAAGCCACCGCCCAAUGGGCACCUGAGUUUCCAGGACUGCUUCGUCACCUCAGGAGUGUGGAACGUGGCUGAGCUCGUCAGGGUGUCACAGACUCCUGUAGCCACAGCGUCUGGUCCUAACUUCUCCCUGGCUGACCUGGAGAGUCCUGGCUACUACAACAUCAACCAGGUGGCUCUGGGGCGACGCUCCCUUGCAUCCCCCCCUUCCACCAGGUACAUGUCUGAGGUCGAGCUGUACGCAAACCUUCCACGGAGCUCAAACAAGAGGAAGUCGUUAGACGACAGUGAGCUGGAGAGCCCCACGGACGACGUCUUCUACCCCGGACGCUCCCCCGCCGCAGGCUCCUCCCAGUCCAGCGGCUGGCCCAACGACAUGGACGCAGGUGGAGACCUUCAUUCCCCAUCCCCAAGCUCACACCAUGUUGACCGUCACCUGAUAAUGCAGCACCAUUUGGCCAGUGUGCAGGAGAGGAAGAUAAAACAUGAACACGAUGGAGUGCAGUUUCCUUACCAUGGACUGUCCUCGCCUGGUUCUCUUAAGAAGCCGGGGAAGUUUGAUUUCAACGCUCUGUCGCCCCAGACGAGGUCCCCCCGCAUGACGUUCACACACCACCCGCUGCCCGUGCUGGCAGGAGUGAGACCAGGGAGUCCCCGUGCCUCAGCGUCAGCUCUCCACUUCCCCUCCUCCUCCAUCAUCCAGCAGUCCAGUCCCUACUUCACCCACCCCACCAUCCGCUACCACCACCACCAGGACCCGCUCAAGGAGUUUGUCCAGUUCGUCUGCGCCGACGGCUCGGGGCAGUCCGGAGGACAGCCUAACGGAGGUGGCCACAGCCAGAGCAAAAUGCCAGGCUCCUUCCUGCUGCCCCCGCCGCCCCCAGUGGCGCGCCCCGUGCCCCUCCCCAUGCCCGAUUCUAAACCAAUCAACACGCCCCCCGACGGCGGCGGACUCAGCUCGCCCGCAUCUCCGUCAUACUCCACGCCAGGCUCCACAGCUCCCAACAGGUUUGUCAGCAUCGGAGCACGGGACAACUUUCUGAACCUCCCCCAGCAGUCUCAGUCUUGGUUCCUCUGACAAGGCCUCUGAAUCAACCGCUAAAAUUGUGUCAUAACAAAAUUGGAAAUGGAAAAACAACACAACACACAAAACAAACCAACACUGACUACAAACAAACUGCUGACACUAAAGUAUUUUUGCUCACCAACCAACCAACAACACAAAAACAGGAAAUAAACCCCCCAGAGGACUCCCCAUUUGAACCGGAACAACCAUCUCCCUAUACAGAAGGCUGAAAAGAGAUCGGUUGAAGUGGACAGACCAGAACGAACGGCAGUACGAGGAAGAGGAGGAGGAAGAAAGAUGAGGAAAUGUCACACACAAAACAUGUCAGAAAGCAAACAAAAAAAUGUAACCUGACACCUAACUGACCAAUUUCGUUUUAUUGUUGUUUUUUUAUUUUAUUUUCACAAUGAAACUCCAUGCAAUGGCUGGGAGAUCCACCCACACACAACAGUGUAAAACAAAGAUCACAAAAAACAUAAUUGGCAGAAUUUGGAAUUUGAGCUAUAGCUAAACAUUCUCACCACCCAAAAUAACCCAUUCUGUAUCCUUCAGGCUCUCAUCCUGACGGUGCUUUUUGUCCCUGAUCCCUCUCUCAUCUGUCAACCAGGUGUCCAGGGUUGCCCCGGCAACGCCCACAGCCUCACACACCCACAACCGACUGGCCUCACUGCCGCUUGAUUCGCUCAGCCCUGAAUCCCCUCCCUCCUCCCUUCUUCUGAUUGGCCAAACACAGGGACACCAUCCAAUGGUGUGACACCAUCUGCACUAGAUGGCUGGUCUUAGUUGACCCUCUUGUGAAGAGCGAUAGCCAAUAGCAUGAGCCGAGAGCGAACACAAAACAGACAGACAUAACAGACAGAGAGACAGUCAGUCAGACAGACAGUCAUACAACACUAUGUGCUCUUUCGUCCCCUCACCUAUGCACUACUGAAACAAAUAAGGGAGGAAACAGAGCGAUCCAGCAGGUCGGUGAAGGCAGUGUGGGUGGGCAAUGGGCUGUGGCUCUGGCAUCCUGGCACUCACACAUACACGCACUCACGCAGACUCAAAGCAUGUACACACAAACACACACACAGAGAUCAUCGUCUCCAGAACACACCCAUCUGGCAGACACAACUAUUCACUGACAAUAACAUAUUGUCUGUGUAUCAUUCACAGUAACAUAAUGCACGCAUAGGAUCAUCAUCAUCAUAUAAUAACUAGCUUUCUUUUUGUUUGGAGCUGUUUUCUUGCAUUUUAUUUUGUUUGCCGGAUUGGUUUUGGUUUUGUCUCACUUGGAUUUUUUUGCUUAUGUUUGACCUUCUUCUCUAAGAUUAUUUUCUUUCAUCAGCUUUUUCUUUUGCAUAAAAAAUAUAAUCUCUUUCAAUAACAGACAGAUAACUUAGUUUGCAAUAACACAAACACCAGUACAGUAACUGCAACAACACCUGCAUUGCCUCAUCCUGUAACCACAGUCCAUUCACAGUAGCGCCCAGAGGAACACACGCAGACACACCACCGCAUCAAAACGCACGCUACUAACACCAUCACCCUGAUUCGAAACACAAAGGUGAGCCUUUAUAUAUUUGUUUCUCCAAACUGCCUUUGAUAAUGGUUUUUCAUUCAUUUUGACAUGUCAUUUAAUUAAUUUGAGAUACCUUGUUUUUUUCUAUCGUAAAUGUUAUUAUUAAAUUGUUAUUGAUAUUGUAAUUUUUUUUUAUCAUGACACAAUAUUUCAAACAAAAAAAGCCAAACCUCACAAAAUAACUGGACUGCCUAGCUGUUGGUUUCUUCCAUUUGCAGGGAUAUAAUUGUCUGAGAGCCCAGGGACUCUCAGCUUCUAGUACAAUUAGCUCUAUGUACUCAAACCAUCUAUCAAAACUGUAACAAUCUAUGGAAGUGCCUCUGUACUCCCCUAUCAUGCAAUUAGUUAAAAUUCAGGUUUAUGUUUUUGUUCACAUAUAUGCUAAAGCUACAAAGAAUGGUGGUGUUUGUUUCGAUAUGGAAACCAUUGGCAAUAGGACAGAAUCUUUAUAGAAGACCGCAAAAUGUUAUAAAGAGAGAGAGAUCUUAUACAUAUAUAUUUAUGAUAUAUGCGCCUUUUUAAACUUGACUAAAAUGAGCUUGUUGGCAGUCUAGUUAUUUUCUGAACUCUUUAGCUAGCAGAAUUCCGUGAUGGACAGCACCUCACUGUUACCAUGACAAUUCAAUGACGCCCACCCAACCUCCACAAAUCUACAGUGCAGCAUUCAAAAACUCUACAAAAAUGUCCAUGAUGCAAAAUCGACAAUGGAAAAAUUGAAGAAAAAAGUGUUUGUUUUUUGAUGGAAAGUAUUAUUAUUGAAAAAUAUGUGUCGAUUGAGCCACGUGCAAUGCAUUGGGUAGAUUCAUUGUGUUUUGUCUGUUAGAGAUUUUUAAGAAAGCUAAGAAGAAAAGAGAAAAAAAAUCUAUUUGUUUCAAGUCCGACGCGCUCCUGGACUCUAAACUAACAGAGCCAUAUCCUAGUCUUUGUAAGUUGGGGGUAUUUUGUUUUUAUCUUCCUUUGUUGUCUCUUUUUUAAUGUUUAACGUGUAAUCAUUUGUUUAUAAAAAUGUUUGGAGGGGCUGAAGGAAGAAACAUUUCUUACAAAAAGUUUAAAAAAUAUUGAACAUGAAAUGAAAAACCGGUGAAAUGAAAAACCGGUACUUUUACACACUAUAAAGUACAUUCAGACUAUUACAAAAUGAAUGAUAAUGAACAAAAAUAAUGUCUACCUUUAGGAAAUGUAUUAUUCCUCUUCUCUAUUCCUAUUCCUUCUCCUGUUUGUAAUAUUGAGUGGAGGGAGGGGUUCCUAUUCCUUCUCCUGUUUGUAAUAUUGAGUGGAGGGAGGGGUUCCUAUUCCUUCCUAUAUUCCUCUAGCAGGUUGUGAAACAAAAGGCAUUUUGGUUCAACCUUUAGAUAGGACGAGAGCUGUACUGUAGGCUUAUCAAUGCCCACAACUACUUCUUCUGAUUACCCCUCUGAUUUCAAUGACAAACGGCCCAGAACUCACCAGUCCCAGUCACCCCCAAGCUACAGUAAAGACGGCUUCAAUUCCCUUUUUAUUCGAGUUUUCAGCUGAAUUCUCCCAGAUUAUUAUGCUACUUUCUCUGAGUCUGCGCAAGGAAAAAAAGAAAAAAUGUCAGCUUAGAAUUUGUUUAAUUUGAGGAGCCAGCCAGUCCAGUCAGAACCAUGAUGUAACAAUAAAAAUACAGUAGGCCUAUGCAAAGUGAGCUUCCCUCCACCCUUUCCUUCUCCACCUUCUCCCUCAUUCCCCUGUAAAUUCACCUUGACUAGUGCUUGUGCUGUAGUGUAGUUUCCCAGCAGUUAAAGGUUGUCCCUUAAAAGUGCCUUUUGUUCACAGACUCCAUUUUGUAAUCCAGAUCGCUCCCCUUUCAUUUGAAAUGUCUCAAGGUAGAGGUGGUAGUGCCCCUAAGUGCAGAUCUAGGAUCAGUUUACUGUACCACCUAUCCUGACCUGAACCAGUAGGAGGGGAUAUGCAACUGACCUUAGAUCAGUGUUUAGUGGGCAACUUCAUCCGACCUCCACCUUUGAAAAAUUAUCCCCCUCCAUUGUAUCAACCUUCCCAUAAAUCCUCUCCCUUUUCAAAAUCCGUAUAUAUAUAGUACAAAAGGAAACUGGUGUGAAUUAGUUCUUUACUUUUUAUUGAUAAAUGAUGACAAAAAAAUACUGAAAAGGCAAAAAAACUUGUUCUCGUUCUCCAUCUCUCUCUUGCUUUUUUCUUCUUCCCUCUGUCUCCUCUCCUCUCCUCUGUCUAUCUGUUCUCUUGUAGACACUGGAGUAGUCUGUAACGGUGUCCUCUCUCUCUCCUUCCCCCUCCCUACCCUCCUUCCGUUGAUGGAAGGGGUUGUUGAAAAAAAAAUGGCCGAAACGUUUUGUCUUGAGCAGAAUGCAUUUAGCUCACACGUUAUUCUUGUCUGUAUUGCCUCUUCUUCACAUUGUAUACCAUUACCCAUCCUCUUCAGCUUCUCCAUUCAAACAGCUAAUGUAAGUGAACAAAUUACACCAAUGGGCUUUUGGGGGUGCGCCUGCCCGGGGAAGGGUAGGACUGGGCGGAAGGGGUUAAGGGGGUAAAAGUCUUAGGGGGGUAAUAAUGUUGGGGUAAAGGAGAAAUUAUAGGGGAACCUUUUUGGAUGUUGGGGGGGGGGCUAAUGCUCUGCUGUGACAGGGUAAGAGUUUUUUAUUUCUCUUACUAUUUAUUUUGUUUUAUUUUAUUCCGUAAUUUUUUAUUUUUGACAUAAUUUGGAGUUUUGCUUUCAUACUUCCUAUCUAUCAGGGUAUGCCGUCAUUGAAACUCUCUAUAAGAGAGUCUUGGACUGUAAAUGAAAUGCUACAAGCACCUUAUAACUAGUGGCUGAGAAAAGGGGGGUUGCAAUACUACCAGCACACACACACCUAGUCAUGUAUCAAAUACUCUAAACUCUUGUAUUAUUAUUGUGAGGUUUUAUCUAGUGAAGCCAGCAGCAGUAUUAGCCAUUGGCAAAACACACACCACAACCCAACAUAUAGAGCCAGCAUGAACCAGGCUUGAAGCAUACUCUCUCUGUCUCUAUCUGUCCCUCUUGGGUUUAUAAAGAGAGAAGUGUAUGUAGAUAGCCUAUAGAAACUAGCCUGGUUAAACCAGACUGAACACUGCACUCACCAAGUGAAACGUAGAGAUAUCAGUUUGAAUGCCAGGCUAUAAAAACUCCCAUCUCGCCCCUGUAUCAUGCUGAAUCCGAUUUGGUUUUUUUCUGUUCCGUUUUGAGAUUUGUUUUUGUUUUGUUGUUUUUGUUUUGUUUAGUGAUGUCUAGACAGUGCGCCCUUUGACCCCCGACCCCACGCCCCCAUGCCCUCAGAGCAGCAGAGUCCCACUCAUGUCUGUGGCUCCGUCUGAAAUGGCGCCCUAUUCCCUGCAUAGUGCACUACUUUUUCACUAUUCCCAUUGGGCCCUGUUCAAAAGUAGUGCACUAUGUAGGGAAUAGGCUGCCAUUUUGAAUACAUCCCAUGUCUUUGUGUAUAAGAAACACCCCCAGAGCUCUAUAGGUGAAAUGCAUGUGUUAAUUACAGUUUCUUUUCCAUAAGAAGAAAAACACAGUUUGAGAGGAGCAGCACCUUGAUUGAAUAAAAGGAUCUUCUUGACUGUA
Messenger RNA from Coregonus clupeaformis (lake whitefish), 7956 nucleotides. Its product is annotated as nuclear factor 1 X-type. Gene Ontology annotation, biological process: regulation of transcription by RNA polymerase II. The coding region runs from base 1085 to 2824 and encodes 579 amino acids. Gene Ontology annotation, cellular component: nucleus. The transcript is spliced from 15 exons. The record is from RefSeq and is a predicted model, not a curated record. Lineage: Eukaryota; Metazoa; Chordata; Actinopteri; Salmoniformes; Salmonidae. Gene Ontology annotation, molecular function: RNA polymerase II cis-regulatory region sequence-specific DNA binding; DNA-binding transcription factor activity, RNA polymerase II-specific.